This is a messenger RNA of Harpegnathos saltator (Jerdon's jumping ant), 2685 nucleotides long. RefSeq names its product protein bangles and beads. Bases 349 to 2259 code for a protein of 636 amino acids. The record is from RefSeq and is a predicted model, not a curated record. Lineage: Eukaryota; Metazoa; Arthropoda; Insecta; Hymenoptera; Formicidae. The transcript has 7 exons.
CGCGACGGGCCGCAGUCGGCCGGCGUGGCUCGCGGUGAUAGGGUGGUGUUUUUGCGUCGUUCGCUCGCACGCAUCGCAAGUCGAAUUUUCAUUCGCGCUUGUGCUUCCGUGCGGCCACGAUCAAUUCCGUGAAAGUGCAUCGUGCCGAGCAUCGCGUCGUGCGAUGUUCUCCGGCGGAGCGCGCGUCUGACACGCAACGGCCACGCACACAAACGCACACUUACCUUGCAGAUCGCAGGCGGCGUGUGCAGGCAAGCUGAGUUAUGACGAGAGCGAGGUGAGCGAGGCGUCCCCCGCAAUAUUUCGUCAUUCCGCCGGUGGCAAGGAUCGAAGCACGCGCGGCGAAUCAUGUCGACGAGGAGCAGACGGCCCAGCAUCUCGAUCUACGAUUACCCGGAACACCUGAAUCCCUUCAACGACGACAUCGCGAGCUCGCAGCCGCCGGUGUACCGCGAGGGGGGUAAGACGCCCAAGGAGUCCAAGCACAAAUUCUGGACGUUCGGCAGAAGCCGCAAGAAGCGCUCCCACAGCUUCUCCAUCAAGUCUACUUGGAAUGGACUGUUCGGAAAACGCAAGGAAGCUGUGGAACCGGCCGAAAAGAGGUCGACGAUCACAACAGUCUCGACGACGUACAAGAGAGAGCCUUGUGACAGACCGAUAGCACCUGCACGCCUGUCCAAGGACCAACAAGAGUUCGACGAGGCGCUGGGCACCUUGGCGAGGAGGAGGAAAUACACGCUGGACAACAAUGCCUCGAGAUACAACUCGAGUCUGACUGUGAACGGCGAUCCCGCUAGGAUCUACGAUGGAAGUCCUCAGGACACCACGACGUCCAUCAUGGGUGAUCUCACCCCGAAGCCACCGGCCAGAAAGUUCGGACAGGUGAGCCCGAGACCGACGGACAAGAUACCACCGUUGAAUUUCGAGAACAAAGAGCUCAAAGAGAACGGAAACGUCUCAAGCCCUAGCGACAAGGCGGAAGGAACGCCAAUACCACCCUUGCGAAGGUUCGGCAAUCGAUCGUCGCAAAGGCUGAACGGAGGUACGUCGGACUUGGACGAGGAGGCUAGUCGAUCAGGCGACGUGACUCUCAGGGACGAAAAUGAGAACGUUCCCGAGGAUUACGUCUUCAAGAGAUUCAGCCAAGACGCCGUGAGAAGAUCCAAUCUGUCCAUCAAUAGUUGCGUAUCCGUUACCAGUACGGCGAGCACGUACGGACGCAAGAAACGAAGAGCGCCACAACCGCCGCAACGGAGGGAGCAGUUGGAAACUCCUCAGGAGAACGAUGUACGAGCCGUAGCCGAGGCCACCAAUGUCCAACUGCAAAUAGUCGAGCCUAUCGAUAUCGCUAGAGUGACUGAAAAUCUUGACGAGUUGACGAAGAAGAACUGCGAACCGCAGGAAGAUAAACCAGCGCGAGAAAACGCAUUGCGAGAAGAAGAGGAGCAGACGGAGUUAUGCCCAAAGAUUACCGUGAGCACAUCGCCCGACGGCAUCGCGGACAGCGACGACGUCGCUGACGACGUGAAAGAAAAAGACGAUUCCUCGGGAAAGAAAAUUGUACAGAGUGCCGCCGAUAAAGCGCCCGAGGAAGUAGAACCCGAGACGAAAGCGGAGGAGAAAACGAACGAGCCGGCGGCCGAAGAAGAUCUCGCCGAGCAGAGAGACGAUUCUGUCGACGUGGAGUAUCAAAGAACGUCGCAGGAGAAGAUCGAGAUCAUCAAAGAUACAAGUGAAGAGGAGGUCUGCCUCAGGAGGGGAGGUUCGUCCGGUACGCUGUCCCGCAGCGACAGCUUCUCUGUGAAAGAGGAGAUCGAGAAGAUCGAGAAGCAGAUCAAGGCUCUGGAGAGCAAGAACGCGUGGAAGGAACAGGAGCAAGCGGAGGAUGAGGCGCUUACGAGUCCUAGACUGUCUAUCCAGGCGAAUCGACGGCACUUCUUCGAGAACAUGGUAUCGAACGGGCAACAAUCCGGCGUCAAAAUAGAGUUUAAGGAGCUACCUCGCGAGCAGAAGGACAUUCACGUGGUCAGAUUGACGGACGCGCCGCAGCCGGUUGCGGCACCCCGGGAGCCGGUCAAGGUGAUCGAGCUGCACAUCUCUGAGCCGAUCAGGCAAAAGCCCGAGCUGCUGAACGAGGUGAACCCAAUCCCGAAGCCCAGGCGGCACAGCGCGCUCAGUCUGAACGACGUGUCAGAGUCCAGACGCUCGAACGAAAACAACGGAAGCCCGCAGGAGGACAAGAGAGGGAAAUCUUUUUGAGAAGAGAAACAAACAUUGUACAAGAUCUGUCCACGACGGAACUCCUGGUGCAGUCUCGACUUCUACGCAUGCAUCGAAGGCAUAAUAUCCGCGUUUAUUAGCUGAACCCGGAUGCGACUCAGAGAAUUCGACGGUGUCGCAUAGACGAAUUACCUAUAUGAUGUAUAAUACACGCUGUACUCUGUAUUACCUUCUCUCGACGCGUGACGUUUGCUCGCUAAAUCGCAACAGUUUCGCACUAAUGACGCCUCGUAUGUCACUCCGACGAUGGAAUUCGCGACGGAAUUCUAGCAUUUUCUUCUUGACGCGCCGCACGAUCGCACAUGGUGACUUUUGUUCCUAACAUCGUGGACCUUUCACCGCAAUGCUUAGAUGUAAUUUUCGUUAUUAUUUAUUGAUACAAGAAAUAAAGUCGAAGCUAUCGUA